AUGAGUAAACUGGUCUUCGAUGCAACGGGCAAUUACGUUCAUGCGACUUGCUAUCGACAGAUUGUGGAAACCGCGAGUUGCAGCCAGUUGAGCAGCAGCGCGCAGAGCACAAUCCCGAGGACCAGAAUCAUAGCUCUGUUGUAGCAAGGGUUCACUAUCAAAAGCAGCGAUCGCGCGAGGUGGCGAGCAAAGCACAUCAAUAUUUGGAACGAUUGCAUGGGAAAAAGGGAUCAGUGCUAAAAAUAGACGUGCGCUCGAGGCUUUCAGGCAAUUCUGCGUCAUCUGAAGAUCAAAAUGGUAGCAAAACCGAUACUUCCUCUAACGACGAGGGAGAAACGAUCACAGAAAUCCCGCCCGAGCGUCUUUCAGGUAUCCCGAGACUAAAGCGAGAAAAUGCGUUUAUAGUGACAGAUUUCCCGGCGAGAAAAAGGAGUUUCAUGUUCACCCCUGAAGAAGACGAUUCUCUAAAAGCAGGCAUCGAGCGACAUGGCUACGGUCAAUGGAAAGCGAUUCUCAGGGAUCCCGAAUUUCGUUUUCAAAAGGGAAGAACAGCCAACUCCCUGCUGAGCCGUGCAGCGCGAAGAUUCGGAUCACUUUCUAAGUUAUCCUAG
Molecule: messenger RNA, 611 nt
Organism: Porites lobata
Lineage: Eukaryota; Metazoa; Cnidaria; Anthozoa; Scleractinia; Poritidae
Source: the annotation of a GenBank genome assembly